AUGGAUCCGGCGAAGAGGAUCGGCAGCUUCUCUGGGUCUCUGGUGAAUCUGGUGUUCAUCAUGAUCCUGUCCAAGGUCUACACCAUGUUGGCUCUGGUCCUGACCCGCUGGGUCCAGACUCCUGUGGUCCAGACUCCUGUGGUCCUGACUCCUGUGGUCCUGACUCCUGUGGUCCUGACUCCUGUGGUCCAGACUCCUGUGGUCCAGACUCCUGUGGUCCUGACUCCUGUGGUCCAGACUCCUGUGGUCCAGACUCCUGUGGUCCGGACUCCUGUGGUCCUGACUCCUGUGGUCCAGACUCCUGUGGUCCUGACUCCUGUGGUCCAGACUCCUGUGGUCCAGACUCCUGUGGUCCAGACUCCUGUGGUCCUGACUCCUGUGGUCCAGACUCCUGUGGUCCAGACUCCUGUGGUCCGGACUCCUGUGGUCCUGACUCCUGUGGUCCAGACUCCUGUGGUCCGGACUCCUGUGGUCCGGACUCCUGUGGUCCGGACUCUGUGGUCCAGACUCCUGUGGUCCGGACUCCUGUGGUCCUGA
This is a messenger RNA of Knipowitschia caucasica, 537 nucleotides long. The record is from the annotation of a GenBank genome assembly. NCBI's taxonomy places the organism in Eukaryota, Metazoa, Chordata, Actinopteri, Gobiiformes, Gobiidae.